CCAGGUCCCAAAAGUAGUCUCAUGAAAGUUUGUUCAUAUAUACAUAACCAGGCGGUUACUUGUCCUUCCUAAAGAAGUGCUACGUGAUUCCAACUCCCACUUGCCACUUCCUUGAAGUCCAAACUUCCUUCUUCCCCCUCCCUUUCAUUGUUAACCAACCCCAUCAGCAAUUGAAGCCAACAUCCUUGUAUACAAAUGAAACGAAGAUCAAUGAAAGCCAGGCCCAUCCUUCUGCUUCAAAUGGCUGUCAUAGCUGCUUUCUUCGCUGCAUCUUUGCUCGCCACUGACCACAUUGUAGGGGACUCCAUAUGGACGAUCCCUCCGAGCAAUGAUUUCUAUAGCAACUGGUCUCAGAACAAAUCUUUCAAUGUUGGUGACUCACUAGUUUUUAGGUUCGAGAUGGGACUCUACAAUGUGGUGCAGGUUUCUAAGAGGGAGUUUGAUAGCUGCAGUGCUGAGAACCCCUUCCGAACGAUUCUUACAGGGCCAGUGACCAUCGAUCUCAAAGAAGAAGGCAUCUUAUACUUCAUUUGUAGCUUUGGAAACUAUUGUCUUCUAGGCCAAAAGCUCUUUGUCUCUGUCCAGAGGCCACCACCACCACCACCACCGGCCAAGUCUUCUUCACCUACUAGCUCUUAGUUGCUGCGCCAGCACUUUAAAAUUUCAAACUUUAUAGUUGGAUCCGAGCAGAUUAGCCUGCUUCUGUAUGCGGGUUUACUUGUUCCA
Phoenix dactylifera (date palm) is the source of this 726-nucleotide messenger RNA. NCBI's taxonomy places the organism in Eukaryota, Viridiplantae, Streptophyta, Magnoliopsida, Arecales, Arecaceae. The record is from RefSeq and is a predicted model, not a curated record.